AUGUCCGACUCAAACUAUGCCUUGGAUGAGGCUUCUGGAGACGAGAACAUUCCUGCUCAAACCCAUAUCGGGAAAGGACGUUACGAAACGCCUUUGUGGUUCGAUGACCAUAUUCAGACCAAAGAGGAGCUUCUGAAAAUCGAACCCAGAAUCAUGGCUGUUGCCAACACAGGGGACGAAAACGACCAGUCAUCGGGGAACCCUGUGGACCGGAGCGGAAGCAACUCUGGGGAAAGCUGUUUUCUUAUCAAGCAGGAGAUUCUAGAUGAUCUCUUAGACAGCAUAGCAUCCCUUCAUUUAGCCGAUCCACGGCAUCUGCCUCCAGGCCGACAAUGCACCAUCGCGCUGCACACACCGAUUCGGCGUGGCUUUCAAUUUUUGGAUGAGUUAGUCUUGCAGGCCGCCAAAGAAAUGGGCUGCUCGCUGGUAUCAUUCAGUCCCUAUGAGCUUCAUGAUCUUGCUCUUGACUUCUGCCAUCAGGAAAUAUCCUUGGAAGGCAAGCCUUCUUUCCAUGCCACCGAAGAUAGUGAUGACUGGUUAGUCGACAUCAAGAUAUCUGAGCGACACUUGGCACGCUUCUUCGGCUUCAAGACAGAAAGAAAAGCCAAGGAUACUGAUACGGAAAAUGGUCUAGAAGCUAUCAAUGCCUUGAUCGACGCUGUAGAAGCAAAAACCGAAAGACUUGACCGGCAGAGUUCUGACCGAGAUUUGGAUCUCAAACAAGUACCAAUAAAGCUGUCUCAACAAGAGAAGCCUCGGGCGACACUCGUAUACUUGCGCGAUUACACCACUCUAAGUUCCGAAGUAUGCCGUAGGCUCGCUUGCCGACUGAGAGAUACAAUUCUCAAGCGCAGGCUGGCUGGUGAGAAGAUCACCCUCAUUAUCGGCCUCGCACACCCAGAGUCACACGAAGACUUGGAAUACAGUGGCCAAGAGAUCCUAUCGGGGAAGAUUGAAUGUGACUGCGACAUUUGCGAUUGCAUUGGGAAAGCGUGCCAGUGCCAUCGAAGUUGUGCGGUAUGUUUGACCCGCACCAAGCUCGAUGCGACUGGACUGCUAUCACAAUCGAUUAUGCCUCUCAAUGUGCCAAAAGGUUGGAAAGAUUUAAGAGUGUCAGAUUGGAGAGGCUCGCGGACUGCUGCACGGAUUCGUAUGCUGAAGCGGACGCUGCAUCGACACCUUGCACACCUCGAUUCCUCUCCACCCCUUCUUCUGGAUGCUGACCAUAGCCUCUCCUCCAUCCUGUCUGAGAAAUCUCUGGAUAUAUUUGCAUUCGAAUCGUCCAGCGAAUGGGAUGAGAUCUUUGAAGCUAUGGUCCCGCGUAUCGUAGGGAGGUGUCUAAGAAAGCGAUACGUUAACCUUGCCCAUAUUGAAUCAAUACUACAUCGAUUAGCAACUGAGACACGAGGAAUCAACGACAAGGACAACAUUACGAUAUCGCCCGAGGAGCAAGCUAGAAAGUCCUGGCAACUGGAAUUGAGCAUGAUAGGACGAGGCUGUGUCGAAUGGGAGAGUGUCCUUCUUACCAAUGUGAUCAACCCAGCCUCACUCGAAACCACCUUGAAUGAUGUAGUGAUGGAUCAAAGUGUCGUGACAAAAAUUACGACUCUCGUCAAACUGUCUAAACUAAAGCCAAAUGCCUCCUCUGACGCGCUUCUUGCUCAAAUGCGCAUCACUGGUGCAUUGCUUUAUGGUCCUCCAGGAACCGGCAAAACUCAUCUUGCGCGUGCAGUUGCAAGAAGCUCCGGGACAAAGUACUUGAUGAUGGUGGAUGCUGCUACUAUCCUUCAAAAAUGGCAGGGUCAAUCCGAAAAGGCAAUCGCUGCGAUCUUCUCUCUUGCGCGGAAGCUAUUUCCAUGUAUAAUCUUCCUCGAUGAGGUAGAUGCUCUCUUCUACAAACGAACCGGGGAAGAUAGGAGUUGGGAACGAGCAAACACCACUCAAUUCCUCCAGUCAAUGGAUGGUUUGCUGAAGCAAGAGAAUAUGCCAUUCCUACUCGCGGCUACCAACCGGCCAAUGGAUCUUGAUAGUGCCUUUCUGCGUCGACUUCCACACAAGGUUUCGUUCGAUAUGCCAGAUCAACACUCGCGAGCUCUGAUCCUAAGGUUGUUUCUAAAGGAAGACGAUCUCGAUAGUGUGGACAUUGAUGCUCUUGCAACCAGGACUGCGGGCUUCUCCGGAUCAGAUCUCAAGAGUUUGUGCGGACAAGCUGCGCUUGAAUGGGCUUCAGAGCAAAGCCUAGAUCUGGAAGAGAGAGGCAAAAACCCAAAGAUCCUUCUGAACGAUGGACACUUCCAUCGUGCACUUAGCAGCACUCGUCCCACCGUGACACAAAAUGAUAUCUUUCAGAUGAACAUGUUUAAGCAAUGCUAUAAUGCGACGAUGUCAGUCUUACCCCCAACAGAGGCAACACCGGAAACCAACAAACAUGAGCUCUCUACUACGACCAAAGAACAAGAACGAGACUUUCGUGUACUAGACUCUCAUCAUGUGAAACCCACAGGAGAUGAGAAACAGCAACCUCCAGUAAAAGCAGACGAAAAUGCAGACACUACUCUAGCAAAGGAUGACUCGAAUUCAAUCCAGAAAGCCAUUGACACCAGGCCUCUCAGCAACGUCAGCGACCAGAUCAUACCCAUCACCAACCCCCCAGAGGAUUGCUUGCUAAAGGACCACCUGUAUUACAAGUACACAUCUUUGCCCUCCGCCACCUCGAUCCGUCUGCUCAAAGUGCUGAUGAUCCCAGAUGAUGGAAAAACACACCUGAGAGACCCGAUCAACUGUUCUUUAAUCACGGUAGACCUCGAUAAUAAUCCUGACUACUUCGCUUUGUCUUAUACUUGGAGCGAUCCGCGAACUCUGUACACUAACCAGGCCGACAUGAUGUCCCGGGCGGCUUGGGCAGCACCAGCUUUCGAGGUACAAUGCGAUGGCGAGACUGUUUCAGUAGCCACCAACCUUUAUACGGCGUUGAUUGCGAUCAGGGCGAAUCUCAGCGACGGAACGUACGCUCAAAAACUGGGUGAACAGUACAAGGCACAGGAUGCGACAUUCUUCUUCAUUUGGAUCGAUGCACUUUGCAUACAACAGGAGAAUUUACAAGAGAAGAGCAGUCAGAUACCUCUUAUGGGUCGAAUCUAUAGCCAAGCACGAUGUACCCUUUUGUGGCUUGGCGGAAGCGAGCCUAUGAUCAGUCAGGGGUGGGCUGCCACACAGGAAAGACUCGGGCGAAUCGUUGACAUGCAAGGUACCUCAAAAGACACCAGAUCAGAGAGGGUUCAGAACGAUAGUCUACUAGAAAUAGACGAUGCUGCGUCGUACGCUGCAUUUGGGGUGGAACCAUUGACAGUGCACGAGAUAUUUGGGUGGUAUCUCCUGAUGAGCCGCUCUUGGUUCAAGAGAAUCUGGGUCAUGCAGGAGUGGAUAUCAUGCCGGCAUGUUGUGUUAAUUUGCGGCGAGAUUCUGAUCGAUCCCUCCAGUUUCGUGUUCAGAGUAGCCGACUUUCAGUCCCGUGGGUGGAUUGAUCAAAUGCAGCACAUGAUAAUUGGAAACCGUUGGGGACCAGCAGAGAAAUACAUCGGCUUAGUCGCUGGGAAGCUAGAAUUGUUUGCACCAGUCCGCGACUAUGAAGAAGUACCAUGGAUUUAUCGAGCUGAACUUGACUACGAUAUUCACGAUGAUCUGGAUGAAGCACUUCUGUCGGCUCAUCUUUUGAGAUUGCUUGUGUACGACAGAGAGACACGACCAAUUUCUUGGUUUGUCGGUCGCUCAGCCUUCGCAAUGACCGUUGCAGAAUUCAGGGGGCUUUGCUCGUUUGAUCCGCGCGAUAAAGUCUACGCCUUACAUAACCUCUUCCGCGACCAUAACGGAGAUGCCAUAUUCCCCCCUCCGGACUAUACCAAGCCAGUGCGGGAGGUAUACGUCGAUGCAGCCAAAGUCAUGGCUCGAGAUGUGGGUGUACGCAUUCUCUGCCUCUGUGAAAGGCGUGACGAAAAUCCGGACAAUCUUCCAUCCUGGGUUCCCGAUUUGCGGUUGAAUGGGGACCAGAUCCUCCAGUCAGAGUUGGACUCUUACGACGCUGCGGCCGGUCUAGAUGGUAAACCCGUGGUUAUAAUGCAGGGCGAUAUCUUGCGUGUAAGCGGAAAACGAGUUGACAGGAUCUCUAAACAUUGUCGAUAUUACGAGUAUAAUCCGUCAAUGGAUCACGAGGAGUUUUUCAAAUACUCAGAACUGGGCCGAGUGCAGUACGCAGAGAUUUGGAGGGUUCUGGAAUGCAUCCCCGAAGUAUCCUCGAUCCUGAACCCACCAUGGCGCCUUGAGAACCGAAGCGGCUCAAGCGAACCAGUUCAAGGUGAAUCUAAAACCCCACGACUCGUCGAAAAGCCCGACUCUGAACCCAUGACAACUUUGCAAAAUAGGUUUGAGGUGCUUUGGCGCACGCUGCAGAAAGAUAAGAUGUAUGACUAUCACCCACUACCAGGCCGCUUUGGAAAAGAUCUCGAGGCCCUCAUGGACUUGGACUUGGACACCUACUAUAGAUCAAUCUUUACAAAGGAGCAUGGCGACCUCAUGCGCCGGCUCGGGAAGGAAAUCCGCGAUGCCGAAAGCCAGGAAAACAAGGCGGGCCCUGGUUGCAAUGACACAGCAUCUGGGAAUCAUGUCCUUUGUGAAGUUUGCCGUAUAAAAGACAUGGCGCGGAAAAUGGACGGGUUCACGGAAUCACUACGACAGUCCACGAAUCCAUCAGAGGUCCUCAAUAAAGACCAAGCUGCCACUACCAAACUUUUCGAAGCGUACACAGCAGUCUCAAAAUUGCUUGGUAAUCUACCACCAAACGCGCCGGUGCAUCAGCCUCCCUACUGGCAGCAGCACGAAGAUCUCUGGCAAGCAGUACUGGAAGCAUUCGACAGACAAGACUUCGCUGCGAUUUAUAAUUCGGUGCAAAAUCUCCUACGGCUUGAUGUGUGGAGCUCUGCUCAAUUGAAGGAGCGGCAGAAAAGUACAGAUUUACCACACGGAAAGUUGAAUAUAUUUGCUACAGAGAGAGGUCGACUGGGAUCCACAGGAGGAUUAAUUGAGUCUGGAGAUGAGAUUUGGGCAUUACAUGGAUUGUACACGCCUGUCGCGCUGCGCAGAGUUGGCGAGGGCAGAUACCAAAUGGUUGCAUGCGUCUACGUCCACGGUAUCAUGCAUGGUGAGGCCGUAUCUUCUGGAGAUGGAUCUACUGAAAUUUUAAUACAAUAG
Messenger RNA from Fusarium poae, 5244 nucleotides. RefSeq lists its product as uncharacterized. The record is from RefSeq and is a predicted model, not a curated record. The transcript has 3 exons. Gene Ontology annotation, molecular function: ATP binding; ATP hydrolysis activity. Lineage: Eukaryota; Fungi; Ascomycota; Sordariomycetes; Hypocreales; Nectriaceae. Bases 1 to 5244 code for a protein of 1747 amino acids.